Limulus polyphemus (Atlantic horseshoe crab) is the source of this 3751-nucleotide messenger RNA. Its product is annotated as integral membrane protein GPR155-like. Gene Ontology annotation, biological process: intracellular signal transduction; transmembrane transport. The transcript has 18 exons. The coding region runs from base 481 to 3330 and encodes 949 amino acids. Lineage: Eukaryota; Metazoa; Arthropoda; Merostomata; Xiphosura; Limulidae. Gene Ontology annotation, cellular component: membrane. The record is from RefSeq and is a predicted model, not a curated record.
GUUUUCACGCGAAAUUGAUGCAACUAAUGUGUUGGAUACUGCAUUUUUUGGUUCCUGUUUAAUGUGAGUUUAUUUCUUUAUAAAUCUCGACCAUCUGUUGAAACCACAAUUCUAUAAACUACUCAGAGUUAUUGUAUUUAUAAGUCGUUUGCAUCAGAGGUUAAAUGUCACUAACAGCUGCUAAAUAUUUGACAGGAUCUCUGUGUUUAUAAGGUAAACAGCCAAGAUUUUAAUUUUCAAUAAAGGACAAAUUUAGAUGUUUUCAUCUCGGUCAACAACUGCUUUAUGAAAACUAAAUAUCGCCCAGCGUUGUUCUUUUCUUAACUGAAAAAACUGGUGCGUUUCAAUGUUAGAUGUUAACUUCAAAGAGAUUUAAUCUUCUAGUGGACGAACAAAUAGGCAGUGGAGGAGUUCAAUGUAACUCGUUGAGAGAUCAACUAUUUACAUCCGGAUAUUCAAUACUUGAAAACGAAUGUUAUAAUGACGACUCAUAUCACUCAACUAGCCUCCGUGUAUCAGGCAGCGCCUUCUACUGGCUCUCUACAAUGGUGUAAGGUCCCGUCUGAAAUGAACAUAACAAGUGUUAACGAUGAAACGUCAAUAGGUGGCGCUUUUGAUGAACUAGUACCAACUUUAUUAGAGUGCUUUGCUGUGGUGUUCAUCGGGUAUCUGGCUGGUCGCUUCCGUUUAAUCUCGGGGCCUGAGAUUAAAGGUUUGAGUGUCUUUACUUCUGAGUUUGCUCUUCCUCCUUUAAUCUUCCUUAACCUGGUGACCAUCAACUUGGGAAAUGUCAACUGGUCGUUCAUUGCCGGAAUAUUGUUGGGGAAAGUUGCAGUGUUUCUUUUGGUUGCAACAACAACAGUUGCCAUACACCGACCUAUUAACCUUGCAUUUGCAGGACUGUAUGCCAUAUUUUGCACACAAGGAAAUGAUUUUGGGUUAGCUUAUCCAAUAGUCUCUUCGCUUUAUGGACACAGACAUCCGAUGUAUGCUGGCUACCUAUAUCUGAUCGCUCCGAUCUCUCUCAUGAUUUUAAACCCAAUUGGAUUCCUUAUGAUGGAAAUUGAGCGUGUCCGUAGUGGGUCUAUCCAGGUAGCUGAUCACCGGUCAUCAAAAUGGCUGGUGGCCAAAAUGAUUCUAUCAGUGUUGUGGGAAAUCUUGAAAAAUCCAAACGUUUUCAUGACAAUACUCGGAAUUAUAGGGAAUUUUGUUUUCGCUGGAGAAUUACCUGCACUUAUUUAUGGAAUAUUACGGGUUUUGAGUUCUGCUUUUGCUGCUACAGUUCUGUUCUUACUUGGGUUUCGUGUGGUUGGUGCAGCGGCUAGCUUGGCCGGCUCAGGUCUUCUACUGCCUGGUGUGUUAUUAGCCGUGAGAAUGUUGGCCACUCCUUUAAUACUCUGUGCCGCUGUUAAACUACUUUGUACUAAGGCUUCUGACCAGGAUGAUCUGGUCAAUUAUGCGUUUCUUUAUGGCACUGUACCAACUGGUCCCGUUGUUCUUCUAUUUGCUGCUCAGUACGGACUUCCUACUGACAUGCUUGCAUCAACUAUGGUAGUGUGUACCUUUUUAAGUGGUCCACUGAUGUUUGUUUCGGCAAAGAUGAUUACGUUAAACUUCACAGGAGUUCUUUCGUACGCGGGCCAUUUAAAGGACACGUUGUUUUAUAUCAGUAUUAUUGGCGUUCUUGGAUGUGCUUGGGUGGCCAUCUUAUUCCUGCUCAGUGGACGAUGGAAGCGACCUCCCCACUUGGUUACUUUCUGUCUUGUGAUUAGUCAGGCUGUUAACAGCGCAGGAGUGUUGAUGUGGUCUGCGGUGAACAACAAUACAAUAUCAUCAAUUGUUUUCCAAGUAGCGAUGAUCACAGGAGGCCAACUAGCAUCUCGUCUUUGGACUGCCGUAUUAGCUAUAUCAUUAGUGCUGCUACAGCGCUACACUGUGACUUACUUAUUCAAACUAAUUCCUUAUUCGUUAGGUUUUGGUUUCGGGGUUCCCAUUGUAAUCCUGACGGCGUUACUCGUGACAACAGGCCUACAGAAUCACUUCCCACGAGUAAAUCAGAAUCUUCCAUUAUUUCUUUACGGGAAAAGCGAGGCUGUUGCUGCAUCUUGUACUCUGGCUAUUUGUUUGCUAACUACGACAUUAUGUCUAAUCUUGUACCAUCGAAAAUCUAAAUCAAAUUACUGCGCUCCAGGGACAUUUGGAAUCAAUAAUGAGGGUGUUGCAUCAAAUUUUCACUGGCUUGAAGAAGGAAAACUUCACGGAGAGCCAGCAAAAGAAGUUGGGUCGAGAAAUAAACAAGAAAAAGAUGAAGGCACCAACGAAAUGGUAAAUAACGCAAUGAACCCUGAGUUGAAGAAUCUUGAGCAUGAAGUACCUAUAAUUGAUAAUUUUGACGAAGAAGUACAACCAUCUGAAUCAAUGGUUUCUGAGAAAGCAAGUAUAUCUAUCAUCUUAGAAGAUCUAGAAAAUACAGGUUCUAACAGAACAGGCCCGACAUGGAUGAGAGCCGAAACAUCAUUUCAUAAAAGGAACCCCACUUACUUCAUCCCAGGUGUGGGAGGUAGACGUAAAAUCCCAUCUUCUGGAAAAAAGUCUAGCAGGUGGCGAAUUUUUCUGUCGACCAUUCAACGUAGUACUACGACAACCAGUAUGAGAGAUUUGCUUUCUGAUGCAGAAAGUAAUGGAAUCGAUAGCCCAAGUUCUUCAUUUCCUCCAUCAGAAACUUCUUCAACAGCAGAAAUAACCGAGAAGACCAAUAAAGAUCAGCAAAGCUUACGUCACGUCAUUCUUCUGACAUUAUUAAGCAUAUCUAUGACUGUGGGCCUAACGGUUAGUGUUUGGAAGUUAAUAGCAGAAACGCCCAGCGGGUUAUUCGUAGCAAUGGAGUUUUUAGAUGGUGUGCUCAACUUUGGUCAGGGAAUCUUUGCAUUUGCAGUAUUUGGUUUUGAUACGAAGGCUGUAGUUUUACCUGUAAUAAAAUGGAUUAGAAUUUUACGAAAAGGAACUCAAGGACCUGUACUUCCGCUUGAAGACCAACUUGACGAUGAUACUGCAUUUACAUGUUUUCAAUUUUUGACGUAUCAUUAUGAGAACUGCCUUCAAGAUCUUCCACGAGAUAAAUGCUUCAAGUCUAAGACAUACAAGUCAGUAUUCUGGGGAAAGGAGUUAGUUGAUUGGCUGAUCACUGUUGGACUGGCUAGAGGGCGGAAAGACGCCGAGCUGUAUGGACGCCGAUUGUUGAAUGGCCGAGUCAUAAAGCACGUCAACGAGCAGAUGCAUUUCAAAGAUGGUAUCUACUUGUAUGCGUUUAUACCACAAGUAGAGUAUUAAUGGAAAUAACACAGACACGUUGUAGUGCGAUUGAAACGAAUUCGAGAUUUGCUUUCGAUGAACCACACAUCACCAUAUGAUGUGCCAUAUGUGUUCGUCUCUAGACUAAAGCUUCAAGCUUAUUCAAGUGAUCAUAAACCAAAGAUUCGUGUUUUGGUUAGCUGGAUUCGACGUCGUACACAGCAUACUAGUCAAAUGUUUGUUGUAUGUCUCAUGUCAGUGGUGGGUGCGAAUUGGGUUUUUAAUUUAAGUAUGUAUUCAGCUGAAUGGUUUCUCUUUUUGCGUGCGCUUGUAAUUUGAACUAAACCUUAAAAAAUCGUAUGCAUGCUUCUUAGUGAGUAAAUCACUUCAGUAACUACUUCUAUCUGUGUCCUUUUCUCAUGUCCACGAAUUAAUAAAAUCAGUGACUUGCAUUAUGUAA